UCCCAGAAUGCCUCAGCCGGCGUGGAGCGCCUCCUGCUGGGGAACAAGUGUGACAUGGAGAUGAAGCGCAAAGUCUCCCGGGACCAAGCCGAGAAGCUGUGCAGGGAACACGGGAUCAAGUUCUUUGAGACCAGCGCCAAGUCCAGCUUGAACGUGGAGGAGGCGUUCAAUACUUUGGCUCGCGACAUUCUUCUCAAAUCGGUCAAGAAAUCGGCUCAGCUCCCCAAGAGGCCUCUGGAACCGAAAGCCACACCAAAAACCAGCUCCAAGUGCUCCUUGCUGUAACCGCCAGCCAGCCCGUUUGGAAACAUCCCUAUCCCGGGCCGUUUGGCCCCUCUGCCUCCCCCCCAGACUCCCAGUCGUUUCGGGCUGGAUCCUGGAAGGACUUGGACACCAUUUCCCUGACUUCUUAUUCUUCUUCAUCAUCGUCGUUUUCCAUUUGGGGACUCUGC
Molecule: messenger RNA, 452 nt
Organism: Notechis scutatus (mainland tiger snake)
Lineage: Eukaryota; Metazoa; Chordata; Lepidosauria; Squamata; Elapidae
Source: RefSeq, a predicted model, not a curated record